UUUUGAUAUACAAUUGAGAAACACUACAAAUAUGAUGGAAAACUCAAAAAAAGCUCAUGAUUUCUCAUAUUUUAAUCACUUGUUCUAUGAUGAUUCAUAAGCCUUUGAUUUAUUUGACUUAAUGUGUCUUUAAGUUUACAAUUUAAUUUUGAUCUUGACGUUUAAUCAAUUGUGAUUUUAUUAUUGUGAUUUUGUUUAACUAUUUUCUAUUUAUUUCUGUAUCUCUCUUCCUCUCUCUCUCCCUUACUCUUUCUUUCUCAAUUUUCCUCAGUCUUUCUUUACUUUCUUAGUCUUAAAUUUUGUGCAUCAAAUUCUCCCUUUUUUUCUCUCUAUUUAUCUUCUUUGUCACUCACGGAUCAUAACAACAAUGGGACAAGAUGAAGAAGCUCAAAAGAAUAAUGGUCAAGAGGAAGAAGAAACACCUGAAGUAGAUAUUCAUAUUAGUAAUGUUGUAUGUAAUUUUAGUACUCGUUGUCAUCUUAAUCUCAGGCAAAUAGCCACAAAAGGUUCAAAUGUUGUCUAUAAAAGAGAACAAGGGAUGGUCUCUAUGAAAUUGAGAGAUCCAGUAGUAACUGCCAGUAUAUGGUCAUCAGGAAAAAUAACUGUCACAGGAGCAACCUCCGACGAAGAAGCAAAGAAGGGGGCCAGGAGAGUCGCUCGUGUUUUACAAAAUUUAGGAUUCAAAGUUAAAUUCUCUGCAUACCGUGUAGUUAAUGUGCUUGGUACUGUCAUUCUUCCUUUUGGAAUCAAAAUAACUCAAUUUACUGAGCAUCACAGAACCCAUUGCAGUUAUGAACCAGAAUUACAUCCAGGAGCUACUUAUAAAUUUAAGGAAGCUAAGGCGACCCUUAAAAUAUUUCAAACAGGAGCAAUAACUAUCACCGCACCCAGCAUUUUGUCUGUUCAACACGCCGUUGAGCAUAUAUACCCCUUAGUGUACGAAUUUAAGAAAGACAAUGAAUAUUAAAAGAAAUUUUUUGUAUCAUAUAAACAUAAAUGAAAUGAAUGAAGCAGGAAAAUAAAUGAAAGGUAAGACAAAAA
Molecule: messenger RNA, 1041 nt
Organism: Tetranychus urticae (two-spotted spider mite)
Lineage: Eukaryota; Metazoa; Arthropoda; Arachnida; Trombidiformes; Tetranychidae
Product: TATA box-binding protein-like 1
Biological process (GO): DNA-templated transcription initiation
Molecular function (GO): DNA binding
Source: RefSeq, a predicted model, not a curated record